Molecule: messenger RNA, 2280 nt
Organism: Gastrolobium bilobum
Lineage: Eukaryota; Viridiplantae; Streptophyta; Magnoliopsida; Fabales; Fabaceae
Product: phospholipase D alpha 4-like
Exons: 4
Coding region: 1-2280 (759 amino acids)
Biological process (GO): phosphatidylcholine metabolic process; phospholipid catabolic process
Cellular component (GO): plasma membrane
Molecular function (GO): D-type glycerophospholipase activity; calcium ion binding
Source: RefSeq, a predicted model, not a curated record
AUGGAGGGAAUGCCUAGGCUCCUCCAUGGAACAAUCGUAGCUACCAUCUUCAAUGCCUCCUCACCUUACUCACCUUUAUUUCCCUUCAAUUGCAUAUGUACCAAUGGAAAGCCUGCUUACGUGACCAUCAAGAUAGAUAACAAGAAGGUUGCAAAAACAAGCAAAGAAAGUGAUCGUGUCUGGAACCAAACCUUUAAGAUUCAAUGUGCUCAUUCAGCUGAUUCAACUAUCACCAUUACACUGAAAACAUCAUUUUCCAUAUUGGGGGAAGUCCAUAUCCAGGCCCAGCAACUAUUAAAGGAAGGAAAUUUGAUCAAUGGGUUCUUCCCUCUCAUCAUGGAAAAUGGAAAACCAAACCCAAAACUUAAGUUAAAGUUUGUAUUAUGCUUCAAGCCAGCAGAACUGGAACCAAGUUGGGCAAAUUUACUAAGCAAUGAUGAAUUUCAAGGGCUGAGGGAUGCUACAUUCCCACAAAGGUCCAAUUGUCAGGUCAAACUUUAUCAUGAUGCUCAUCAUUCUUCUGCUUUCCAACCUCCUUUUGAUCUAUGUGGAGUUCCAAAAAACCUAUGGGAGGAUGUUUAUAAAGCCAUUGAGGGUGCAAAGUAUAUAGUUUAUAUUGCAGGCUGGUCCUUCAAUCCCAAGAUGGUUCUGGUUAGAGAUCCUAAUACAGAAAUCCCACAUGCCAGAGGAAUAAAGUUUGGUGAGCUAUUGAAUAAGAAGGCAGAGGAAGGAGUGGCUGUGAGGGUUAUGCUUUGGGAUGAUGAAACUUCUUUGCCCUUAAUUAAGAACAAAGGGGUAAUGAACACUCAUGAUGAGGAUGCUUUUGCUUAUUUCAACCACACAAAAGUAAUAUGCAGAAAGUGUCCCAGGUUACACCACAAGUUUCCCACACUCUUUGCUCACCAUCAGAAGACUAUAACAGUGGACACCAAAGCACACAAAUCUGUUAAUGAUAGAGAACUCACGAGCUUUGUGGGUGGAUUAGACUUGUGUGAUGGCAGAUAUGACACAGAGCAACAUUCAUUGUUUCAAACACUCAUUAGGGAAUCUCAUUGUUAUGACUUCUACCAAACAAACAUUGGAGGAGCUAGCCUCAACAAAGGAGGGCCAAGAGUGCCAUGGCAUGAUGCUCAUGCUUGUGUUACUGGUGAGGCUGCUGGGGAUGUGUUGACCAAUUUUGAGCAAAGAUGGACAAAGCAGUGUGAUCCUUCUCUUCUAGUUCCUGCUAGCACCUUGGCAAAUCUUAUGCCUAGGACAAGAACAAGCAGUUCAAUAGAAAGGGAUUGGAAAGUUCAAGUAUACAGGUCAAUUGACCAUGUCUCAGCUGGUGACUUGUUUAGAAAGUUAACUGUGGAGAGGAGCAUCCAUGAAGCUUAUGUGGAAGCAAUUAGGCGUGCUGAAAGGUUUAUAUACAUUGAAAACCAAUAUUUCAUUGGGGGAUGCCAUUGGUGGGAGAAAGAUAGGCAUUGUGGCUGCACAAAUCUAAUUCCCAUCGAAAUUGCACUCAAGGUGGUUAAUAAGAUUAAAGCAAAGAAGAGGUUUGCAGUGUACAUAGUCAUACCAAUGUGGCCAGAAGGAGUGCCUGAAAGUGAAUCCGUUCAAGAUAUACUACAUUGGACUAGAGAAACAAUGGAAAUGAUGUAUAGGUUGAUUGGAGAAGCAAUACAAGAAAGUGGGGAACCAGGACACCCAAGAGACUACUUGAAUUUCUUCUGCCUUGCAAAUAGGGAGCAAAAGGGACAAGGGGAGUAUCUUCCUCCAGAUUUUCCACAUCCUGAAACACAAUACUGGAAUGCUCAAAAAAAUAGGAGAUUCAUGGUUUAUGUUCACUCCAAGCUCAUGAUAGUGGACGACCUAUACAUUUUAAUAGGAUCAGCUAAUGUGAACCAAAGAUCCAUGGACGGGGAAAGGGACACUGAGAUUGCCAUAGGAUGCUACCAGUCUCAAGAUGGAGCUGAUAACCAAAUGAGCCUUGGUGAUAUUCAUGCAUACAGAAUGUCACUAUGGUAUGAGCACACCAAUAGUGCCCAAGAAUUGUUCUUAAAGCCAGAAUGUUUGGAAUGUGUGCAGAGGAUGCGCUCAAUAGGAGAUCAAAUGUGGGAAAUCUACAACAGUGAAGAAAUUGUGGACAUGAAAGGUGUUCACCUUGUAACAUACCCUGUGAGGAUUACACAAGAAGGGUAUGUCAAGGACAUGAUUGAUGGAAUUCAUUUUCCUGAUACAAAUUCUCUAGUUAAGGGGAAGAGAUCUAAAAUGUUGCCCCCUGACUUAACAACUUAG